CUUUCUAUAGGUGACAGCCAACAUGAGGUAUGGGUCAGACAGGGAUAUUGAAUGUGGAUUAAGAAGUGAAUUCUUUGGAUGCGAAGCAGAAAAAUACUGGAAUGGUGCGACAUACCUGGUUUAGAGCAGGUGUGUUGUCACAGUGCUCCAUCUUCAGGGCUGCUGAAGAUAUUGCACAGCUUUGCCUCUUUUUGGUCAGGACCUUGGGCACAACACCAUUUUUAAUGGAAUGUCUUUAUAAAUCUCUUAAUAAUGAGUUCACGACUCCCUUCUCCCCACCACCACUGCACCCCUGACUUGAGUGAUGAAAUUAUUUCUCCAGCGCACCAAACAACCGGACCUGAGGAUUGCAGCUACCCUAUAACCAGAGCCGUAGCCCAUAGGGGCAUCAUCCUAACCAUGUCUAAUAAUUACUGUGUGGCAAGCUGGAUUCCUUCAAAAUUAGCAGUUAAUCAGUGGAACCAGGCAUGCCACUUGUGCAGCUCAGAGAGUCCGACGGUCCCAUUGAAACCCAGUUGUCUGGCUCUAGUGAGUGGAUUGAAUAUGAUAAACUGCAGUUGGGAUCCGCUCACGUCAACAAGUACGUUAAGGGAACAAUUUCAGUGAAGUAUUCACCGCAUGAACUUGGAACAGGAGAAAAAGUUUUAAAAAUGGCUUUGGAAGAGUCAACUUUGCAGCCAUCAACAGCCAGCCACGCUUCAAUCAACACCUUUAUAUUUGGAAAGUUGGUGGGAGACUGUGAUAGCAUUCUUAAACAAGGGGACACGGUGGUGCUCAGGAAUUUCCAAGUUACUGAGUCCUCAAGUGCCAGUAAGGAUGGAAGGCAUGCUUUUCAGCUCGAACUUUCAGAUGAAGCAGGAGCCACUGUGUUUGUUUGUAGCAAAACUGGGCAAGAAUCGGCACCGAUCAUCCAAAAGCCUAAGGUUGGAUCACGUGAUUAUAGUUACACGCCACUAAAUAUGAUCAAAGAUGGCGUCACUGUAAACGUGUAUGGCGUCGUGAAGUUCUUCAAGCCUCCAUAUCGCACCAAAGGAACAGAUUACUGUUCUACUGUCACCAUAGUGGACCAUUCGGAAGGAAAACUCAAUUGCGUGAUUUUCAAUGGGAAUCCUGAUCUACUUCCUAAAAUCUACAAAGUUGGCGAUGUGGUUCGCUUCCACAGAGUGAAGAUUCAAGAAUUCAACCAUGAACUUCAGGCCAUCAGUACCCCUGGUUUCUCAGCCUUGACAUUUGAUGGAACUGUAGGAGCAUCCAUUAAUCCAUGGACAUCCAGCAAGACAUACAAUUUCACAUCUACAGACCAGCAAAAGGUGGAGGAACUGCGCAGAUGGGCAAAUGCAAACAUUUCCCUCCUCAAAACAGCGAUCAAACUCUCAGAAGUCAAGCCUGCUGAAUAUUUUGACUUGACCUGUCAACUUGUUGCAAAAGCUGUAGUGGAUCGAUCUGCUGUUAUGCUGAAGGUCUGGGAUGGCACCAAAUGCCCACACCCAUUGAGGCUGGUCCCAGUGGCCGCGGACGCCUUGGAAGGAGAUCUCAGUGAAAUCCGUGGACUGAGCCAGAUGGCUGUGGACGUACUGGUGUACGAUAAUCACACUAGAGUUGCCAACUCCCUCAAGCUGGGAGCGUACCUGAAAAUCCACAACAUUCACGCAAAGCUGACAGCAGCCAGCGCCGAGAAACAGAAUGAGAGUCUGGACGGAGGGCCAGAGAUGGAAUUCCACCUUCAUGGGGGCACGUCAUACGGACGAGGGAUAGUGGUGUUGCCAGCAGACUGCAGUGACACUCAGAGGCUGAAGCAAUCUUUAGAGUCAGCACUUCCUUCAAAUCAGGAUAGCAUGGGAGAACUUGCGCAGAUGGAAAUACUGAACAGUUCAAGUGGGCCUUCAGCAUGUCAAGAAUUCUCACCAGAUUGCAUAGAUCGAUGUCAUCAGGAAUCUGCUACAGUGCUCACAGCUCAUCAGCACAUCAGCACAACCUCACUAAGAGAAGUUUUGGACAAAGCAGCUCCCUGCAAACAUCGCAUUAGAGCUAAGCUCGUGAAUUACGAACCCAGAGCUCUCUACCAGUCAGUGAAACUGUAUUGUCCCAAGUGUCGUACACUGCAGGAGAUUCCAGAUGACGAUGACAUCAAUGCCUUGUUGCAAGAUGCUUGCUGUGCUGGUGCCUCACCUGGUUCCCAGCCACAUGAUGCGGGGUGGUAUGAAACAACUAUCUGGGAACAAGGAGACCAAAGGCGGCAUCAGAUCAUAGUCCGCUUUGUGAAGACAAACAGGUUGCACAGGACCCCAGAACGAUGCACAAUCCUGGUGGAAAGGGUAACUCUGAAUGAGCUGUACCACUUCUCCGAGAAGUUUGGAAAUGUCAUUCCCACCACGUCCAGUACUGAUCACUUGAUACUAACUGACCUUUCCGUUCCUUUCCUGAUACAAGAUGGGAAAUGGCAUUAUGGCUGCAAGCAAUGCUCUCACCCUCAGCCAGUGAGUGCUCUUCAGUCCCUGACUCACAGUGAUUCAUGGGAGCUACCAGCAAUAGCCAAAGUUUUAGGCAUCCAAAGGCUACAUUAUGUUUUCGUCUUGAAGUUUACACUGGAUGAUGGAACGGGAUCACUGGAUGCAUUUUUGUGGGAUGAAGCGGAACGAUUCUUUGGGAUUCCUGCAGCUGACAUUGUGAUCAGUGAAGUACUUCAGGAAAAGCUAACAAAAAUAAUGAGUACCUUGUGUCCUCCAAAGACAGAUCCCGAAGGCUCUCCAUGGCUAGAAUGCUGCCUCAAGUCCUAUUACGUCGGGGAAGGCUCGGAGGAGAAGACGUGCUAUCAACUUUUCGAUACCACAUUUGCAGGAUUUGAAGGCAUCUAACAUUUCAUGAACACAUCCUGAACCAACUUUACCGAGAGUGAGCCCUGAAGUAUUUUAGUAUUUCUUCGUGUAUUAAAGAUAUCUUCAUCCUUCAUCGGUUAGGGGCGGUUACUAUUGCUUUCAGAUUUCUGUACAUUAUUUCCUUAACUAGGAUAAUGGAUGAACAUCAAACCAUUAUAAUCUGUAAGGCAGCAUCUAUGAUAGAUAGAUACCACCAGCAUUUUGUGUGUGCUGCUUGGAUUCCCAGCACCUGCCGAUUUUCUCCUGUUUGUGACAUUACCUUAUGGUUGAGUUUCUCUCCACGUAAGUGCAUCAUUGUCCGCUGCCAAGUAUCAUUAAGAAUGGAUCCUUUUUAUAGAACUACUGAAGACAGACAGAUUAUGAUAAAAAGCCAUGGUUCAUCAUAAAGCUUAGCUUCACUGCCAAACUUUUUAAACGUAAGUGGUUGCUGGCUAGCUCAGUAACUACAUGUUCACUUUAGACAAUUGGUUCAGUUUCUCGCUAAUCAUAAAACAGUAAUGUUUAUUCCUGAAAGAUGUUUUAAACUUUCUCCCUCAGCACCUGUAUUAUCUCUUGUAGCUGUCAUUUAGAGAUUUGUUCUGGAUUCUUCGCUUUAUAAGGAUUGUUUUAUGCUCCUUUAUGACGCACACCAUUGUAUUUUAAUACAGUUUACACUGGCUUUAUCCUGUCACUAAUUCUGUUUGUGCUGAAAAGACACUGUACAUUUCAUGCAGCCCAUAUUCAGUCAAAUUGUGGCAACUGAGGCACCUUCCUGCAAAUUUGUUAAGCAACUUUGUAAGAUGUCCGAGUUCUUUAGAAGUUAGGAUACCUUGCAAUAUUGAUGAACUGUAGCAACUUCAGAUGACUUCAUGACAUGUCCUGUAUGUAUAGAUACGUUUGUAUAUAAAAGUUCCAUAGCCUGACGUUGAAUUUCACAGUUUGUUUUGCUACAUAGAAUUGAAUUUCAGAUUUUGUUUCUUUUUUUUUAUCUAUUUUAAAAGCCUUGAAACGGACUGAAAAGGAAUUUAAACCAUGAAAUUACAUCCAGAGAAGUGCAGUUUCCAAUAUCUGGGCAGCAAAGACCAAACCAGCCAAAUACACAGUGACUGCAGUUUGCAGCUGACUGGCCACCAGGGGGCAGGUGACUGCGCUUGUUGCAUAGAGAGAUGUCAUUUAGAAGCAAUUUGUUGCUCUCUUUGGGGCAGUAAUACUACCCCUGAGCAGCACGCUCCAGCCCGGUAAUUGUAUUUCACCAUAUUGGAGAAAUUAUUCAUUGGAAUGUAGGAGAAUAAGAAUUUUACAGAGGCGUAUAAAAUCAUGAGGGACCUAGAUAGGGUGAGUGCGCACAAUCUUUUUCCCAGAGCUGCAGAAUCAAGAAAUCAAGGAUAUACAGUCAGCCCUCCUUAUCCGCGAAUUCCGCAUGCGCGAAUUCAACCAACCGCAAAUCGCGAAAACCCGGAAGUGCUCUUCCAGCACUUGUUUUUCGAGCAUGUACAGACCUUUUUUCUUGUCAUUAUUCCCUAAGCAAUGCAAUAUAACUAUUUUACAUAGCAUUUAUAUUGCAUUAGGUAUUGUAAGUAAUCUAGAGAUGAUUUAAAGUAUACGGGAGGAUGUGCGUGGGUUAUUGUGGAUCGGGAUCGAAAAAAAUUGGAAGUUCUCUUACUCAGUAAGUCGGAACAGAUACAUCUGUAUUAUUUAGCAUCAGUCAAAAGUUUGUCUUAGUAUAUAGUAUGUAUUUUACCGUUCUAUGCAUAUAAAACACUUAAGAAUGUAUGUUUCAGUGCCGGGCUCAGGAACUUCUUCCGGAGUUCAAUCCAGUGACAGACCGCUAUCGAGCACGCUCUCCACCGUGCCGGGUUGAUGUGAGGAUCAAAAACCCCAAAACCCAAUAAGGCUACAAUUAUUGCUUAGUAAUAAUUGUUGCUUUCAUCAGGGCACAGCCUUUCUCACUUUAUCCAUUAAAAUUUUUCCGAUCGUUGACCGACUGUAGCCUAACGCUUUUCCAAUGACCAAUGGCGUUUCACCUCUUUCUGAUUGCUUUAUUAUUUCCACCUUAUUUUCAAUGGCGAUCGUGAUUACGUUUGUGAACAGAAACACUGCGGAUUCAGAUCUCUGCCACUGGGUCCUAAUGUCCACUGCACUGAGACUGGUUAAAUAAGGUCUGGGGUUCUGCUGGGUACUAAGAUCCUCCGCAUUGAGACAGGUUGAAUAAGGGAUUUCAGCAUCCGCAAAUUUUGGUAUCCGCGAGGGAUCCCGGAACCAAUCCCUUGCGGAUAAGGAAGGCCGACUGUAGUUAAGUGAGGGGAAAGAAUUAAUGAGAACCUGAGGGACAACAUUUACACCAGAAGGUUUGAAGAUAUGGAAUGAGCUGCCAGAGGAAGAGGUUAAGGCAGGUACAUUAACAACAUUUAAUAAACAUUUGGAUAGGUACAUGGAAAGGAAAGGAGGGAUACGGGCCAAACACAGAGAAAUGGGGCUAGCAUAGAUAGGAAUCUUGGUUCGCCUUGACCAAUUAGGCCAAGGGGGCUGUUUCCAUGCUGUAUGACUCUUUGGCUCUCUAAGUGCUAACCCAGUGGACACCGAGACAUCCAUUAAAACUGCACAGAAAUACUACAGGCAUAAAAGGGAGGCAACGUCAUCAGUGAUGUAAGCAAUAAAUUAAAAUCUGACAGCUAUAAAGAGAGGAAGCAAGUGAGAUGUACGUGCAGAGAACGUGACUCAAAAAUAGCACUGUAAGGCAUAGGUGCAGAAUUAGGCUGUUUGGCCCAUCGAGUCUGCUGCGCCAUUUCAUCAUGGGUUGGAUGCGUCAGUGGAUUUGCCCGCCUGAAGGAUGCUCUCACGUCGGUCUCAGAGGCUGAAAUCAUAAGGUCAUCGGGUCUCAGAAAGUUCGUGAAGGUGCCUCUGUCCUCAGGACUGAACUCUGUGCCAUGGUUGCUUGUGGUUAAUGCAACAUUAUUAUAUCACCAUGUCAUAUGUGAACACUUCACUUUUUAAAAAAAACUGAGUAGAAAAGUAUUCUGUCUCCUGUGUUUUUCUUUCGAUUAGCUUCUGGAGUUAUAAAACAUAAAAGGGACAUUUUGCUAUUGGGCAUUCAAUUCUGGUACUGUCUGUAAGGAGUUUGUACGUGCACCACGGGUUUCUGCUGGAUACUUCAGUGUUUUCCCACAAUUCGAAGAUGUACUAUUUAGUAGGUUAAUUGCUCAUUGUAAAUUGUCCUGUGAUUAGCCUAGUGUAAAUAGGUGGGUUGCUGGGCAGUGCGGUGGGUUGGGCUGAAAGGACCUGUUCUGCGGUGUAUCUCUAAAUAAACAGUCACACUUAAACGUCUUCCCACAGAAGCAAGGGAGAACAUGUGAAUUUGUGUUUGUUUAAGAAAACUUGACAGGUUUUGCACAGGGAUAGUGCCAAAUGCAACCAUCCAGUUGGUCUAAUCUCAAUAUCCUCCUCAUGUAACUUGGAGAAAACAUUUUAUCGUUAGACAUCAGUACUAUAACCAGGCUGAUAGUGAUUAAAAUAGGACACCAUAUUACAUCCUGGAUGUUCCCACAGUGUAUGAUUUGCUUCAUUCAGUUUUAAAUGGCAGAGACCACAGGAGCAGAAUGAGGACAUUUGGCCCACAAAGUCUGCUCCACCAUCAAUUAUAGCUGACCUUCUACUCUCAACCCCAUUCUCUCACCUUCUCCCUCUAACCCUCAACCGCCUUACCACCAAGAACCUAUCAAUCGUUGCCUUAAAUACACCCAGUGAUGUAGCCUCCACAUCCUCUGUGGCUAUGACUUCCACAGAUUCAGAUGACAGAAUCUUCGAAGGAGAACAUCAGCUCUUCACAAAGCAAGCAAAUUCUUCCUUAUUACGGUUGUGUGAAAGGAAAGAAAUAAACAUUUUUAAUACACUAGUAAUUCAGACUAUCAACUUAAUUGAGUUUCCAAUGGAUAUAAUUGGUGGUUGUUACUAAAAUUUGACCUCACUCUUGAGUCUUCCUGCAGUUUUAUUGCUUUCAGCACUUCUGUGUUAGAUGUCCAAUUCCUCCCUGCAAAAUUAGAAGUUGUCUUUCAAACAGAAUAUUACUCGGCCAGAUUUUGCCAGCCUGCAGCUCUGUGCUGAACUGCCAGUAUAUAAUGGUGUAAAUGGAAGCAAGAUCAGCAUUCCUGUGUGGAUGUGUGUCAGAUUAGCUGACGAUUUCAUAUCUGUACUCUGAUAUUGGGCUCCAUAAUUCAGCAAUGAAGGGUAAUUUUGCAAUAAUCCUCUGCACUUAUGCUGGUGAAUCUUCAUAUUGAACCUUGCACCAGAAUAGACCAUUUGAGUGUUUCAUGUGAGUUAAGUGUUAAGUAAUUCUCAUUUUGAACUUAUUAACUUCAGUGAGAUUUCUUAAAAAAAAAUUAUGUUCUUAAGUGGCAUUUUUACCUUUUUUUAAUAUUGAAAUAUAAUGUGUGUGUAUGUAUGUAUGUAUAUAUAUAUAUAUAUAUAUGUUAUAUUCUUACAAUUUGAAUUUUAAUAGCUUUUAAUUCAUAAUGUUUGAUUUUAAUUUAUGUUGUUUGGCAAGUUUGACGAGGGUUAGACUGUUUUAUGACUGAGCUUUUCCUGUCCCCUUUAUAUUGGAUUUCACACAGACAUUUUGAAGCUGCUGUGAGAACAUUACCACUGAGGACCGACUUCGAACUUAAGUUGUUACCAGUGGGUAUUUGGAAAUGUGGGUUUUGACAUUUAUCUUAGGUUGGUGGGAUCAGAAUCAGGUUUAGUAUCACCUGCAGGUAUUGUGAAAUUUGUUAACUUUACAGCAGCAGUGCAACGGAAUGCAUUAUAAAUAAAU
Hypanus sabinus (Atlantic stingray) is the source of this 7662-nucleotide messenger RNA. RefSeq names its product protection of telomeres 1 homolog (gene pot1). Gene Ontology annotation, biological process: regulation of telomere maintenance via telomerase; telomere capping. The transcript has 20 exons. Gene Ontology annotation, molecular function: telomerase inhibitor activity; G-rich strand telomeric DNA binding. Bases 468 to 2855 code for a protein of 795 amino acids. Lineage: Eukaryota; Metazoa; Chordata; Chondrichthyes; Myliobatiformes; Dasyatidae. Gene Ontology annotation, cellular component: nuclear telomere cap complex; chromosome, telomeric region. The record is from RefSeq and is a predicted model, not a curated record.